GCUUCCGAAGAGCCGUGUCGUCUCCAGCGCAACCGAACCAUUGAUCUCAACCACGAGCACCGUCCACAACAAAGCCUCUUCGUCGACAACUCGGCGUAGGCCACAAUCACGCCGACCCUGAGUAGCCUUGCUGGGGAAGAGCGGACCUCCCGCAUCAACAGCAAUGGGUGCCACCAUCGAGGCCAUGAAGGCCUUGAUAGUACCCGCGGUCAUAGCCCUCAUCCUCUUCCUCCUCACGACCUACGUCGCCCUGCCUUUAUGGCGCCACUACCAGCUUCGUUACAGCCAAUACAUACCCGUAAAUACAAUAUCAGAUCGCACGAGCUCUGCCAGAAUCCGGGUGCAGGCUUUCAUGGCUCGGUGGCUCGUUCCUUCGAACUGGCGCAGGACGCGGGUGGAGAGAGGCGGCAAUGCCGAUGACGAUGACGACGAUGGUCUCUCCGAAGACCUGGACUUUCUUUCGGCAGAUGGCGAGGAGCUGGGCAGAGUGUAUGCGGGCGCGGAUGAUACAGCAGCUCGCAGGCAUGCGCUGUCUUUGGAUGCGCAAUACGUCAACCGGGUGGACAGCACGAGCCGGUUGAGCAGAGAUUUGGAACAGGGUUUUCGAGACGACAGCGACGAUGAUGACGACGAGGGGGACCCGCGACAAAGACGAUGAGUUUUGAUGUUUCUCAGCAUUGCAUUGUUGGACAGGAUUUACUGUCAGCGGCUGGAUGCGCGCCCGCGACAGCGAAUACGGCUGUAUUUAGAGCAGACGAAUACAACACCUCGACUACUUUCUCAGCCUAUAGUACAAACACGUGGUGAUAUUGCGACUCGGGGCACAGUUGGGUCGCACAGAAAACACUAUGUGAAGCCGAUUCGGUUAUAGCUGUAAUAGUCUGGUGGGUGUUGAAGGUGCACAUAAUCCAAUACUGCCGUGGUGGACAGUGAGCCGACUUCAAGUGCCUGCCGUGUCCCACGCCUCGACCUAAGUUGAAAGGGUGGUUGCAUGGGUUCCAGGUUAUCGUUAAAAGCUGAGAGUGCCGGGAGUAGGACAUGGGACCUAAUCACUGAAGUUUCAAGUCGCAACAUGUGGAUGAUGCCGGCCACCCUGCCAGGUCAGCAGACCCCUC
Molecule: messenger RNA, 1115 nt
Organism: Microdochium trichocladiopsis
Lineage: Eukaryota; Fungi; Ascomycota; Sordariomycetes; Xylariales; Microdochiaceae
Exons: 3
Coding region: 164-658 (164 amino acids)
Source: RefSeq, a predicted model, not a curated record